AUGAAGUUGUCAGCCUUUGUCAUCGGCGCACUCGCCUUCACGGUGUCUGCUCUACCCAGCAGCAGCAACAACGAGCGCCGCAGCUUCUCUUACCACUCCACUGUUUCGGACCCAGGAUUCUACGCCGUCUCGUUCCCGCCGGACUACCACGAGAAUCAGAUCCUCCAAUGGCUCUCACUCCCUACCAGUGACAAAACCUCAGCACUGGUAGCUAGAUUUCCGGCUGGGUUCUCCGUGACCCAGUCAGGCCCAGCCAAGAUUAAUGUAUACACACGCACCAGCGGCGGUAUCGGUACCUACGUUGGUACCGUCGGACCUCUGUCUGUGAAAAAUGGGCUGGUUACCAAGGCUGUGGAUGUGGUUGUUGCCACCUUCCCAGCCAAGGACAGCUUCACAUUCGAGUUUCAGGUCGACAGCGAAACGGAGAAUGCUAGCAUACAGUUCUUUGAGAAUGACAAAGCUGGCUUCUUCAUCAGAACAGGAUCUUCCUAG
Molecule: messenger RNA, 492 nt
Organism: Neoarthrinium moseri
Lineage: Eukaryota; Fungi; Ascomycota; Sordariomycetes; Amphisphaeriales; Apiosporaceae
Exons: 1
Coding region: 1-492 (163 amino acids)
Source: RefSeq, a predicted model, not a curated record